Messenger RNA from Drosophila santomea, 1570 nucleotides. RefSeq names its product enoyl-CoA hydratase domain-containing protein 3, mitochondrial. Gene Ontology annotation, molecular function: hydro-lyase activity. The record is from RefSeq and is a predicted model, not a curated record. Gene Ontology annotation, cellular component: mitochondrion. NCBI's taxonomy places the organism in Eukaryota, Metazoa, Arthropoda, Insecta, Diptera, Drosophilidae. Bases 266 to 946 code for a protein of 226 amino acids. The transcript has 3 exons.
GCUCCUUGGCGCCGAAGGCCCGGUUGAUGCCCUCGGUGACGGGCUUAAGGCAAUCGCUGCCGGAGAACGGACGCAUCGUGUGGCAAGCUGGAAUGUGUGUGCGGAAAAGGAAUGGAGUACGCUUUAGUCGAGCUCAGGUUGCGUGCCACAGGUUCUUCGCUUCGCCAGCAAUGGACCCAGUGAUUUGGUCCUGGUCAAGGAGCAGAAUGGCGUGCGAGAGAUAACGCUGAAUCACCCAAAGACUCUCAACUCCCUCUCACUGGACAUGAUGUGUGCCCUUCAAGAUGCCCUGCUGAAAGACAAGGACAACGUGGAUCUGAGAUGCGUGGUCCUGACGGCCCAAGGAAAGAUCUGGUCGGCAGGGCACAAUCUCAAGGAGCUGCACAACGACCCCAAGAUACAGGCUUGUGUGUUUCAGAAGCUAACCGACGUUAUCAACGACAUCCAGAGGCUACCGGUGCCGGUUUUAGGAAAAGUCAAUGGCUAUGCGGCUGCUGCAGGCUGUCAACUGGUGGUCUCAUGUGACAUGGUAGUCUGCACCAAGAACAGCAAGUUCUCCACUCCCGGGGCUGGCGUCGGAGUAUUCUGUUCCACACCCGGCGUCGCGGUUGCCCGCAUUAUGUCGCGUCCAAAGUCCGCCUAUAUGCUAAUGACCGGUCUUCCUGUCACCGGUGAAGAAGCCUACAUAUCGGGAAUGGUCACCAAAGCGGUUCCUGCAGAGGAACUUGAUAACGAGAUCGAGGAAAUCACCAACGCCAUCAAGGCGAAAAGUCGGGCCGUCAUCUCUCUGGGAAAGGAGUUCUACUACAAGCAGCUGGCCAUGUCCCAGGCAGAAGCCUUUACUGCUGCGCAGGAGAAGAUGUGCGAGAACUUCCAGCUGGGCGACACCAAAGAGGGCAUUGCUAGCUUCUUUGAGAAGCGUCCACCCAACUGGAAGCACAACUAAUCGCAACGUACGAUGUAUAACUAUGAAACAAAACUCGCCAGCUGUGCAUUUAUACUCGUAAGCUUGAAUUGUCCAAAGUGACUUAAAAAUUGUUAAUAUGAAAUGUUAUUUUUAAAAUACAUUUUAUAAAAAUAAAAUAAAACAAAUUGUCGUGCUUUCAAAAAGUGCUCAUUCCUUUUUAGGUGUUACGUUUAUUAAAAAGUGUUUUGUGAAAAUAUUUAAAAAAAUACAAUUACAAAUUUGAAUAAAUAAUAUGUAUGUAAUAAUGUAAGUGAUUAUGUGCAUUUGAAAUUUGGCAGUAAGAGUCUGUUUUUUAAGAGAAACCGGUUCUAUUGAUGUGAGUCUUUUUUUUUAUGGUUACUUAAGAGGAAACUGGAUGAGACGAAGAAAAUUCCUGGGGCCGCGAUGGCGUAUUAUAUAAAAAAAACAAAAUAAAAAUUUGUAAUUUGUAAUUGUUGCUCAGCCUAAGCUGAUAUGUUUUAAAUAUUUGUUGAGCUCUUCGCAUUGAAUGAAUUGUAACAGAAUACGUCUAAAAGAUGAACCACUCGUAGUUUUUGUAUUUGUAUAAUAUAGGUACAGCAAAUGUAUGCAUAGGUGCGCUAAAUGUAUGUUCUAAAAGUAAGC